Messenger RNA from Pecten maximus, 2079 nucleotides. Its product is annotated as hepatitis A virus cellular receptor 1-like. Lineage: Eukaryota; Metazoa; Mollusca; Bivalvia; Pectinida; Pectinidae. Bases 44 to 1372 code for a protein of 442 amino acids. The record is from RefSeq and is a predicted model, not a curated record. The transcript has 7 exons.
UUUUCCUUCUAUACAUAUAUGCAUAUCUAGUUAACGAAGAAAUAUGUUGAGAACUGUAGCACUGAAACUGUUGCUUGUGAUCGUGGGAGUUUUAGUAGGACAUGCCUAUUGUAACCUUGCUGAUGAGCUCGGAGACUGCCUGCCCUCUCUGCCGCGGACACAGUUCGUAAAGUCAUAUAAUGAUGUUUGUCUGUACCUAAUAACGGGCAAACGAUCGUGGAACAAUGCCAAUUCCAACUGCCACCGAAAUGGAGGUCGUUUGGUGCAGAUUCAGGACCAAGACAAACAGGACUUCGUCUACAAUACACUGAAGUCCAUGCACUGGGAAGACAGGGGUGUGUGGAUAGGAGCAACUGACCACGACAGUGAGGGUACAUGGAAAUGGACAGACGGUACGAAAUUGUCCUACGGUCACUGGCAUCCAGGUGAGGGACCGACUCAUGGAUUCCUCUUCUCUAAGGCUGGAUACGAGGACUGCGCUCUAAUGCGGAUCGAUGACAGCGGGAGGUGGCACGACUAUGACUGCGGAACUAUUCUCUAUCAUCACACAUCUAUAUGUGAAUACAAAAAAGUUUUUCGUCCCACAGUAUAUUCACCGACGUCUACAACAACUAUGUCGACAACGCUUCCAACAACAAAACUUAUCCCUCCUGUUACGCCUAUGCCUACAACUGCAACAACAACUAUGUCGAAAACAACAGUUGUUCCGACAACAUAUAUACCAACUACUAAAACAGAUAUGCCGACUACAUCAACAACAAUGUCAACUACUACUAUGACAACUAUGCCAACUACAACAACAACUAUGCCAACUACAACAACAACUAUGCCAACUACAACGACUACAACUAUGCCAACUACAACGACUACAACUAUGCCAACUACAACGACUACAACUAUGCCAACUACAACAACAACUAUGCCUACUACAACGACAACAACAAUGCCAACUACAACGACAACAACUCUGCCAACUACAACGACAACAACCAUGCCAACUACAACGACAACUCAAAUGAAGACAACAGCAAAGCCUGCUGUUACAACAACGUUUGGUGGCAUCAAAAUUGAAUUCGGUGCAACACCCAUAGCCAAGAAAAGAAAGGCAGAAUUGGACAGUAUUGAUGCGGCACUCCUGAGCAGACACGAUGACACCAACGACAGUAGUACAGGACCAUACAUUGCUAUUGGUGCUAGUAGCUGUGGAGUGGUUGUUCUAGUGGUGGCAAUCAUAGCACUGAUACUGAGACGUCGCAAGAGCCAGUCAGUUGCAGAAACAUACAACCCAACAGCUAACUCAAGAGAAAAAAUCCAAUAUACGAUAUCAUGCAUGGAAAUGGAGCCAUCCCAGAAAAUAGCUACGCAUAAGUGAUGAUCAUGUGAGGUUCAAGUCAUGUAAUGUUUAAACAACUGCUAAAGUGGUAUGCACUAUAAAGUAUUGUUCGACUAAAUCUCCUGAUCUCUAUCUGUUUGUUUGUCAACUUCUGCUAUGAGAGGUCAGGGUUAAUCGUCAUACCACAUGUACAUGGAUCUAAUGAAAGCUCAUUUUAAUCAUAUAUACACGGAUUACUAGCGUCUUUAUCUCGGUUAUCUGAGUUCGCUAUCAAUGUACCAGUUUGUGUACGACAACUCUGACUCAAAUACAAACAAAGCAUGUCAAUAUCACAUAUCCUAUAAUCAUUAUACGUUCAUCUGAGGGAGAGAGAAAGAAGUCGUGAGCGGUAAAGUCAAGAAUGAAAACUGAAGUGAGAGGAAGGGCGUUUCUGGGGGAGGCAUAGGAAUGAUGAGAGGCAGAACAAAUACGUUAUGAAAGACUGGUUUAUCGCCCAAAGAACAGUUAGUGAACGAAGGAAUUCGAGAGGGUAAAAGGUAUGAAGAGAGUAAUAUCGCGAGGAAGCAGGUAAGUAAGAGUGUCAGGUCUAGAAGAAGAAAUGAAUUUAGAUAGCGGAGUCGAGAUGUAGAACUGAGAAAUGAAAGCCGAAAGGAAAAAAUACGAGGUUGAGAGAGGAACAUCAAUUAGUUAAAACGGGAACGACAGAGGAUGGUUUAGAGGUGGCAAGCUAGUGACAAUUUGAAAGG